This is a messenger RNA of Lytechinus variegatus (green sea urchin), 7276 nucleotides long. RefSeq lists its product as uncharacterized. The transcript is spliced from 21 exons. The coding region runs from base 46 to 3066 and encodes 1006 amino acids. Gene Ontology annotation, molecular function: metal ion binding. Lineage: Eukaryota; Metazoa; Echinodermata; Echinoidea; Temnopleuroida; Toxopneustidae. The record is from RefSeq and is a predicted model, not a curated record.
GGCCGAGGCGCUAGGCAAGGUACGUACCAAACAUUUGCGAAAAAAAUGGCAGCCAGCUUCGAAAAAAUCUGCGACGUUGUGUCAAAUGGCAUUGUGCCUGUUACUAAAUAUAGGUCGACUGAAACAGGAUUGACAGUUUGUCUUGCUCAAGUAGAAGGACCUCUUGUGAAUGGUUAUUUUGUUUUAGCCACUGAAGCACACGAUGACGAUGGGCUACCCCAUACGCUUGAACAUCUUAUCUUUCUGGGGAGUGAAGAGUAUCCCUUUAAGGGGGUGUUGGACAUGCUAGCCAAUCGUUGUUUGGCUCAGGGAACCAACGCCUGGACGGACACUGACCACACCUGCUAUACAGUGAUGACCGCCGGGAGUCAAGGUUUCAUCAAUCUCAUGCCGAUCUAUCUCGACCAUGUUCUCUAUCCAACACUCACGGAUGCUGGUUACAUCACUGAAGUUCAUCAUGUGAAUGGAGAAGGGGAGAAUGCUGGUGUGGUGUACUGUGAGAUGCAGGCCAGGGAAAAUUCUGGGGAGUCCCGAUGUCACCUUGCUAUGCUGAGAAAGAUGUACCCAGGGCAUUGUGGGUACAAGUCAGAGACUGGGGGAAUUAUGGCCAAUCUUCGGGACUCUACGUCCAACGAGAAAGUUCGCAACUACCACCAUGACUUCUAUCGUCCUGAAAACCUCUGUCUGAUUAUUACAGGCAAGGUUGCCCCGGAGGAUGUCUUCAAGGCUUUGGAACCGUUUGAACAGAAGAUCAAGGCAAAGGGUGCCCUACCCCCACAUGUCCGCCCGUGGCAGUCUCCUGUACCACCCCUCCCCGAGAAAGUGGUAGAGACCGUCAAAUACCCAUCUGAUGAUGAGUCCAAUGGAAUGAUCUACUUGGCUUGGAGGGGUGCAUGUGCUGAUGAUAUGUACAAGAUGUCUGCUCUGUUGAUUCUACUAGAGUACCUGACUGAUACCUCAGUCGCUCCUCUGCAGAGGGACUUUGUUGAGCUGUCGGAUGCCUACUGCAGCAAGGUUCGCUACUCUAUCAUUGAAGCAACCGCCUCUUGUCUCUACCUCAAGUUUGAGAAUGUUCCCAAAGCUAAACUCGGAGACAUCAAUGGAAGGACGUUUGCCCUUCUGAAUAACCUGUCAAACGGCACAGAAGAUAUGGACAUGGUACGCAUGAAGAGUGUGAUCCACCGUCGCAUUCUAGAAGCACUCAACAACAUGGAAGAUAACCCACACGAGACGUUUGCCUUCAUGUGCAUUGGGGACUUUCUGUAUGAUAACACAGAAGAGGAGCUGAAGCAACGCUUGAAUCAAGUAGAUGACUUUCGCCGCCUUCAAAGUGAAGAGAAGUCCUUCUGGUGUUCUCUUCUCAAGGAGUACUUUGUCGAUCCUCCCUCUGUAACGAUCAUCGGAGAACCAAGCGGUUCGGUGGCCAAAGACAUGGCAGAUGAAGAGAAGCAACGAGUCGCCAGCCAAGUAGCUGCUCUCGGUGAAGAGGGAUUGAAAACAAAGGCAGACAUACUGGAGAAAGCCAUUGAGGAGAAUGAGAAAGAAGCACCUCCCGAGCUACUGACCAAACUCCCAAUCCCUGACACGGAAUCCAUCCAAUUUCAUCCAUUCCAACGCUACAGCAACCUCCAGGGUGGGGCCGGUGACACGGGCCUGGAUCUCCAGUCACUACCCUUCACCUUUCAGCUGGAUGAUAUCCACACCAACUUUGUCAAGCUCUCGGUUCUGUUGGAUACAUCCAAGGUAGAUGCAUCUCUGAAACCAUACCUUCCUCUUUAUCUGGAACUCUUGUUUGAAUCUCCCAUCCUAAGGGAUGGAGCUGUUGUAUCUCACGAGGAUGUGAUCACUCAGUUAGCGGCUGAUACGCUAGCCACCAGGUCAUCGCUUGGGAUCAGGGGUAGCAGGUUCAGAUGUGGAAAGUUUUCACAGGUUGCUAGUAUUGUCAUCAAGGUGGAGGAGGAGAAAUACAGCAAGGGUGUGCAGUGGCUUCAGGAAAUUCUGUUCCAGGUUCAGUUCACCGCCGACAGGAUCAAGAUUGUCGCACAGAAGAUGAUCAACGAUGUCGCCAAGCUGAAGAGAGACGGCAGGACGGUGGCGCUCACGGUUCUCAGGGAUAUCAAUUAUUCACCAGAGAGUAAUCACCAUGUUGCGUCCAUGAUAAGACAGCAGACGUUCCUGACCAAACUACUAGAUCAACUUGGCCAAGACCCAUCCACUGUCAUCAAGAACCUCAACUCUCUCCGUGACCUCUUGACCUCAUCUUCAAACGUCAGAAUCCAUAUGGCAGCCAACAUGAAGAAACUGUCAGAUCCACAAUCUCCAUGGCAACAGUACUUCAUCGAGAAAGGAGUGAAGGCAGCAGAAAAGAGCUCUGAGGGUCCGCAGCUGUCCUUACAACUGAGAGACAAAACCUCAUCUAAGCCCAAUGGUCAGAUCGUUGGUGUGGGUUCCGUGGAGUCGGCUUUCUUUGUCGCAACUGUCCCUUGUGUUGACAGCUGUGCGCAUCCCGACCUACCGGCUGUGAUGGUCUACAUGGAAUGCCUUUGUGCUCUUGAGGGUCCUAUGUGGCGUCAGAUCAGAGGGCUAGGUUUCGCCUAUCAUUACAGCAUGUACAUCCGACCCGAGGAGGGCUUGAUGUACUUCCAGCUCUUCAAGUGCACCCAUGUCGUCUCUGCGUACAAACAGGCCAAGGAAAUCGUGGAGGGAUAUCUCUCUGGAAAGACAGAGUUCCACCCCGGUCAAGUUGAGACAGCGAUAAGCAGUGUCUUGUAUGAGAUCAUUGAGAGAGAAGAGACCGUUGCCUCUACUUCUAAUGAAUCCAUGAUGAACUAUCUCCGAGGGGUGGACCAGCAUUACAACAGGGAGCUACUGCAGAAGAUCUCGAAAGUGACCAUAGAAGACUUGAAACGAGUUGGACAAAAGUACUUCAGCCUGCUCUUUGACCCUGCCAAGGCGAAUUGCGCCCUCUGUUGUCAGUCGUCGAAGGUGGAUGAAAUCAAGGAAGGCUUCAAAGCAUUCAACCGUAAUCUGACAAUUAUGGCUUCGCUUGAAGAAGGUCUACAAUGAUGUCGUAGGUUUCCAUGACAACGGCUGAAGAUAUUGUGACAAUUAUGUUUGAUUGCUCGUAGAUUCUGUAAGAGUAGUAUGUAAUUGCUCAUAGAUUGAUAUUUUCUUCCUGUGAAGAUAGACCCUUGAAAUAAAUUACAUGAUUGAUUCCAUUUGUUUCUUGAGAAUGAGGAGUAGUUUGUUUUCUUGGCUGUAUUUUUUGCAAAGAUGGCUGCCAAGGAUAUAGUUGCUAUUUCUUAGACAAACUACCCAGCUCAAAUUAGUGUACAGUUAUACGAAAUCAGUUUGAUGUGCUCUGCAGAGCAUUCUAGGAUUUGUCAGACUUUUUAGCCGACAAAUUCUGUUUUAUUGGUUCCAUGACAUUUGCUCUGGCGAUCAUUGCUCCGCUCUAAAUUUCACGCACUAAUUGGAUGACCAACUUUAAACCUGGGUUUAACACUAUACCCUACCCUGAACCUAACAUAAAACCCUCUUGCAACCCUAACCCUACAUCAUAAAUGAAAAGCCCGGAACAAUUGUCGCAGGAGCAAAGGUUGCAUCACCAUUUUAUCUGACAGUUGCCAUAGUAACUCUGUUUCUCAGCCAAUCCAAUUCAAGGAAAGUUCUUAGAUCUGACAACUUAUCAGUCCAAAAAGUUGAGGAAACGCUCCCCUGGAGUUAUCUUACCUGAUAUUCUGUGGAGCGUUGUAUGCAGAGUUUUGCCAGUGAUUUUCACUAACAUAUGUUAUAAGCUACUGAAAUCCUUGCUUUCUGAUUGGAUGAGAGCAAAUGAGUCAGUGAAAAUCCAUGACAGAUGUUAUAAGCUACUAAUCAUCCUUGCUUCUGGUUGGCUGAGAGAAAACUAGCCAGUGAAAAAUCAGAGACAAAACUGUUUGUGAAACACUCCCCAAGCUAUAAUUAUGAAUGUGAUACAAUGGUAUGUAAUGGUACUUGUACUUUCAAUUGAAAUAGAAGUUAAUAUUUAAAAUUGCAAGUAGAUUUACUUGAUAUAAGAAACAGGAAUUAUGAACAAGUAAUUGAUUUCAAGGGCCUGGUUAUAGUUGUUUCCUUUUCAAUGUCCAGGAAAUUUCACUAAUAGGAAUCUGUGCCUUUUAUGGCACAACAUGUAUGUACAUGAAGUAAUAUUAUUUAGUAUUUAUGCAAAAAAGCGUAUCUCUCAAAGAGAUAGAUAUAUAACUCAGCAAAAUGCUGCAUUUUUUUUUUCAUUUCUGAUUUCCUGUUUCCAUUAAGAAAUAGACCAAAAUAAGGUUGUGCUUGAAAAUAAAUGCAUGUCCUUCAUUGUUCAUUUUUUUUGUAUUUGUUCCAAGCAGUGGCCUUUCACCUUUGUCGUUAUUUCUAAUUUAUUCAAGCACAAUAUGCAUGUGGCAUAUUAAACCUGUCAGCCAGAUGUUGUUUUCAGUUGCAUUUGCUUUUUAUUGUUUGUUGUGAGCAAUAUUUUGUUGAAACAAAUAUGACGAUGAAGGAUUUGGAUGUAAAUGAGUCGUUCUUUGUACAUGUAACUAGAGACAAGUGGGAUAUUGCAAUCAACCUGCGUUCAAUUUCAAAUCAAGCCCAAGUCUCAAAAUCAAGUUUGUUGAUAAUUAAAAGAGACUUGAGUUGCAAUUUAAGACCGAUCAACUACAAAUUUGUGUUUAAUCAAAGGAUUUGCGCAUGAUUUUGGGUGUUACACGACAUUUACAAUUGAACUUAGUUUCUUCUACACCCAUACAAAGAGCUUGAUAUUUCAAGCUCAACCAAUAAAAAUGAUUUUUUUUUGUUAGGCUAUGUUUUUGCUUAGGAUGUAUAAACCUUAGUUCUUCAUUGCCUUCUGCUUUUCUGACAAUCAUAAUUUGAUCAAAUUACAGUCAAGAUUAUACUUGUCAUGCAAGUCACUCAAUAUCCCAAGAGUCUAAUUUUCAUAUUGUAUAUGGCAAUUGACUUGAAAAUGAACUCUAGUAAUUUUUAAGUGCAAUUGGGGCACAUUUUUUUAUAAAAAUGUAGAGAAAGACAGGUAAAAUGUUAUUUCAUAUGAGUCACUACGAAAAAGAGAUAUAUAUUUAGUGGACUUUAACUUGUCAGUUUCUUUUUAUUCCACUCGACUCGUUCUGAAACAUACAAUUGAAAAGGUAUGUUUUUCAGUAAUUGUGAUAUACUUAGUAAUAUUGAUUUUCUUUCUCAAUUAUUCAUGCAAUGCUUUGAUAAUGCACUGCAUCAUAACUAGUAAAUAUAUGCUGAAAUAUUAGCAGAAAUGGAAAAAGUAACCUAGUCAAUUAGCAUUUCUUUUUUCGGUCUGUCCUUUGAUAGUAGUGAUUUUAUUUCAGUUAUCAGUGAUGUUGAUGAUGUUAGUGAAAUUUUUACACAUUUAUGCAUGUGUUCUACUUUGCAUAUAAUUAUGGCUGAAAAUACUUAUUACUAACUGAGGUCUUUUUGAUUAUGAAUCUUGUAAUCAGUCUUUCAAGAAAUGAUUUGACUUUAAUUCUGUGAUACCUGUUUUGCUAUAGGCAUUUGGAUAUUUGCCACAUUGCAUUGUGCAAUUUAGAUGUGUUUGAUAAAGUCUUGUAUAGGCAUGGAGGUUUUGUAAUGUUUAUAUGAAUCUUUUUUUUCUUGAUCUAUACACUGUCAUUCUUAUUAACAGGGAUGCCAGUUUUCAGGCAAAAGCCUGAAUUCAGGCUCUGGCAAUUUAUUUCAGGCCAUAGUUUUAGCAUUUUGUGUACAAAAUAUUGUAUUAUAGGUGAUUUUCAGGCCCUCUGAUCAAUUCCAACUGGCAUCCCUAUUAUUAAGUAGAUUGUUAUCUGUUUAUUGUUCUGCUGUUAUAUUUAUUUUAUUUCUGAGAAUUAUGGAACACCUUGAUAGCCAUAGCCUUAUAUUUUGUAUUUUUUUGUAAUAUAUAUAAAUGCCCAAUAAUCUUCAUAAUGGAAGGAUAGGAUAAUGAAAAAUAACUGAGAGCAAAGCACAUAACUCAAUUACUAGUGAUAAAGGUGUCCGGCUAGAGUUUAAACGUUCAACACUGCACUGCACUGGUUUGAUUCUCACUCAUUAGUUGAUGACAUUGAUAUAUAAUUUAUUCCAUUGAAAAUGAACAUUAUAAUACAGACUUGAAAUUCAAAAUAAAGAGUCAAUGUUCACUCUGUACAGCAGAUUCAAUGCUGACUUGACAAAACAACCAGUUGGCCUUUUGAAUAUUUUGUUCUGAAAUGAUAGUCCUAUGUAGUAUACAUGUAUCAUUUAACUGGGCAAGUAAUAUAUUAUUUUUUAUUUUUAUGGAUGAAAGUAUCAACCAAAAUCCUUAAUACUAACCUUGGAUAAAUCCAUUCAUUUGUGCCUCUAGCAAGUGAGAAAUACCAUUGACUUGAUAAAAGAUGAGAAAAUAGACUUGAUGUUUGGGGCCAAAUUAACCUUUUGCGUAUUUGAUGAGACUCGGCCAUAAAAAACAGAUUUCUACGAUGUUGAAAUUAAUUUAAUUCCAAUUCCUGAAGGAUACAAUCUACCCGUUGCAUCAACUCAUGACAAGAAACAUUGGACCUAUCAAACUUAAAUUUAUUUACUUCUAUUCCAAAUAUGCAUCCUAUCUAUGCAAUAUUUUGUUUUUAAACAUGCCCCAUUUUACUGGAAUAUUAUGCAUUUAGUUGCUUAUCUCCAAUGUGGCAUGAGAAGUGAUUACUGGAGUGUGGUUCACUAAGAGCUGGGCCCCUUCUUACAAAGAGUUACGAUUGAUCCGAUCAAUAGCACCUAUGGACGGCCAUCAACAUGUACAGUAUUAUACAUGUUUGUUCAAAAUAUUUUCUAUUCAUUUCAUUCAUGUAUAUUCAUGCAUUCAUUGCUUUCUUGAAAAUUCACUGCGCUUCUCUUCGCUUACAAAGGACAUUGUGCGAAUUUCCUAUAGAAAAAAUGACACUGAUUGAUUUCCACAGAGUUACGAUUGAUUGCAUCAUUGGAUCCAUUGUAUAUCUUUGUAAGAUGGGGCCCUGAAAUCAAUUGCAAGAGAAAAUAAAAUUGAUUUUAUGAUAUACGAUUGGUGAAUUCGGCACAUGAACCAGUCAUAUUGGUAUGAUAUGAAAGGAAUCCGUUAAAAAAUUUUAUAUUCUGGGCCCAGUAAUGUAAGGCUAAGUAAUCGACCGUGGCCUUAUUUCAACAAUUGAUUGCAAUGAAUAUUGUGUUUGAUCAGUCAUAAAAUAAUCAGCACCUCAAAUCGCUAAGUUUUAUGUAACAGGGUCCAGAAACAAAAUGUAAA